Molecule: messenger RNA, 12150 nt
Organism: Peromyscus leucopus (white-footed mouse)
Lineage: Eukaryota; Metazoa; Chordata; Mammalia; Rodentia; Cricetidae
Gene: Ptprt
Product: protein tyrosine phosphatase receptor type T
Exons: 33
Coding region: 278-4732 (1484 amino acids)
Biological process (GO): protein dephosphorylation
Cellular component (GO): membrane
Molecular function (GO): protein binding; protein tyrosine phosphatase activity
Source: RefSeq, a predicted model, not a curated record
GCCCGGGCGGGCGGCGGCGACGGCGGCGGCGUUAGGACUCGGGGGACACCGCCCCCCGGCCCCCGCGUCCCGCCCCGCCCAGCCUCGCGCCUCAGUUCGCGCCGCGCCUGGGCUCGGAGCGCAGCGGCGCCGGCUCCCGCAGACCGAGCUCAGCCAGCCCCGGGAGCCCAGCGGCGCGCACUGCCUGCAGCCGCGCCGGCGAUGCGGGGCCGCCCCGCGCCCGCCCGAGUCCCGGCUCCCGCGCCCGCGGGAAGGGGCUGAGCAGCCCGCCGCCCGGAUGGGGAGCCUCGGCGCGCUUGCCCUCUGCCUGCUCCGGCUCCUGCUCCUGGGGCUGCAGGGACAGCCGCUGCCCGGCGCCCGAGCGCAGAGCACCGCAGGUGGCUGUUCUUUUGAUGAGCACUACAGCAACUGUGGAUAUAGUGUGGCUCUGGGGACCAAUGGGUUUACCUGGGAGCAGAUUAACACAUGGGAGAAGCCAAUGCUGGACCCAGCUGUGCCCACAGGGUCCUUCAUGAUGGUCAACAGCUCUGGAAGGGCUUCAGGCCAGAAAGCCCAUCUUCUUCUGCCGACCCUGAAGGAGAACGACACGCACUGCAUUGACUUCCAUUACUACUUCUCCAGUCGGGAUCGCUCUAGCCCAGGAGCCUUGAAUGUCUACGUGAAGGUCAACGGUGGUCCCCAAGGGAACCCUGUCUGGAAUGUGUCUGGGGUUGUCACCGAGGGCUGGGUGAAAGCAGAACUUGCCAUCAGCACCUUCUGGCCUCAUUUCUACCAGGUGAUAUUUGAAUCCGUCUCUUUGAAGGGUCAUCCUGGUUACAUCGCUGUGGACGAGGUCCGGGUCCUUGCUCAUCCAUGCAGAAAAGCACCUCAUUUCCUGCGACUCCAAAAUGUUGAGGUGAAUGUCGGGCAGAAUGCCACUUUUCAGUGCAUUGCUGGUGGGAAGUGGUCUCAGCAUGACAAACUUUGGCUCCAGCAAUGGAAUGGCAGAGACACGGCCCUCAUGGUCACUCGUGUGGUCAACCACAGGCGCUUCUCAGCCACAGUCAGUGUAGCAGACACCUCUCAACGCAGUGUCUCCAAGUAUCGCUGUGUAAUCCGCUCAGAUGGUGGGUCUGGUGUGUCCAACUACGCAGAGCUGAUCGUGAAAGAGCCUCCCACACCCAUUGCCCCCCCAGAACUGCUGGCAGUGGGAGCCACCUACCUGUGGAUUAAGCCAAAUGCCAACUCCAUUAUUGGGGAUGGCCCUAUCAUUCUGAAGGAAGUAGAGUACCGCACUACCACAGGCACCUGGGCCGAGACCCACAUUGUGGAUUCUCCCAACUACAAGCUCUGGCAUCUGGACCCUGAUGUGGAGUAUGAGAUCCGGGUGCUGCUCACACGACCAGGCGAGGGGGGCACAGGACCACCAGGGCCUCCCCUCACCACCAGGACCAAGUGUGCCGAUCCUGUGCACGGCCCUCAGAAUGUGGAGAUUGUGGACAUUCGGGCCAGGCAGCUGACCCUGCAGUGGGAACCCUUUGGCUACGCAGUGACCCGCUGCCACAGCUACAACCUCACAGUACAGUACCAGUACGUGUUCAACCAGCAGCAGUAUGAGGCUGAGGAGGUGAUCCAGACUUCUUCCCACUAUACCCUGCGGGGUCUACGACCCUUCAUGACCAUCAGACUGCGGUUGCUGCUGUCCAACCCCGAGGGCCGGAUGGAGAGUGAGGAGUUGGUGGUCCAGACCGAGGAGGAUGUUCCAGGAGCUGUUCCUCUUGAGUCCAUCCAAGGGGGGCCCUUUGAGGAGAAGAUCUACAUCCAGUGGAAACCUCCCAAUGAGACCAAUGGAGUCAUCACACUCUAUGAGAUUAACUACAAGGCUGUUGGCUCACUGGAUCCAAGCGCUGACCUGUCCAGCCAGAGGGGGAAAGUGUUCAAACUCCGGAAUGAAACUCACCACCUCUUUGUGGGUCUGUACCCGGGGACCACCUACUCCUUCACCAUCAAGGCCAGCACAGCCAAGGGCUUCGGGCCCCCUGUCACCGCUCGGAUUGCCACCAAGAUCUCAGCUCCAUCGAUGCCUGAAUACGAUGCAGACACACCACUUAAUGAAACGGACACAACCAUCACAGUGAUGCUCAAACCUGCCCAGUCACGGGGAGCCCCAGUCAGUGUUUACCAACUGGUUGUCAAGGAGGAGCGACUUCAGAAGUCCCGGAGAGCAGCUGACAUCAUCGAGUGUUUCUCUGUGCCUGUGAGCUACCGGAAUGCCUCCAACCUCGAUUCUCUACACUAUUUUGCUGCAGAGUUGAAGCCCUCCAACCUGCCUGUCACCCAGCCAUUUACAGUGGGAGACAACAAGACAUACAAUGGCUAUUGGAACCCUCCCCUCUCCCCAUUGAAGAGCUACAGCAUCUACUUCCAGGCACUCAGCAAAGCAAAUGGAGAGACAAAAAUCAACUGUGUGCGUCUGGCUACGAAAGCACCAAUGGGCAGCGCCCAGGUGACCCCGGGGACUCCACUCUGCCUCCUCACCACAGGUGCCUCCACCCAGAACUCGAACACUGUGGAGCCAGAGAAGCAGGUGGACAACACGGUGAAGAUGGCAGGUGUGAUCGCUGGCCUCCUCAUGUUCAUCAUCAUUCUCCUGGGUGUGAUGCUGACCAUCAAAAGGAGAAGAAAUGCUUAUUCCUACUCCUAUUACUUGAAGCUGGCUAAGAAGCAGAAGGAGACACAGAGUGGAGCCCAGAGGGAGAUGGGCCCUGUGGCCUCAGCUGACAAGCCCACCACCAAGCUCAGCACCAACCGCAAUGAUGAAGGCUUCUCCUCCAGUUCUCAGGACGUUAAUGGAUUCACAGAUGGCAGUCGUGGGGAGCUGUCCCAGCCCACCCUCACCAUUCAGACUCACCCCUACCGGACCUGUGACCCUGUAGAGAUGAGCUACCCCCGGGACCAGUUCCAGCCUGCCAUCCGAGUGGCAGACCUGCUUCAGCACAUCACCCAGAUGAAACGAGGCCAGGGCUACGGGUUCAAGGAGGAAUACGAGGCCUUACCAGAGGGACAGACAGCUUCAUGGGACACAGCCAAGGAAGAUGAAAACCGCAAUAAGAAUCGAUAUGGGAACAUCAUUUCCUAUGACCACUCCCGGGUGAGGCUGUUGGUGCUGGAUGGAGACCCCCACUCUGACUACAUCAAUGCCAACUACAUUGAUGGGUACCACCGACCCCGACACUACAUUGCAACCCAAGGUCCAAUGCAAGAGACCGUGAAGGACUUCUGGAGAAUGAUCUGGCAGGAAAACUCUGCCAGCAUCGUCAUGGUCACAAACCUUGUGGAAGUGGGCAGGCACCCAGCGGAACACACUGUGGGAAAUGCCACGCUAGGCCGUGCGUCGUCCCCCGGAAUGGUAAAGUGUGUACGAUACUGGCCAGAUGACACAGAGGUCUAUGGAGACAUUAAAGUCACCCUAAUUGAAACAGAGCCCCUGGCAGAAUAUGUCAUCCGAACUUUCACCGUCCAGAAGAAAGGCUACCACGAAAUCCGGGAGCUCCGCCUCUUCCACUUCACCAGCUGGCCUGACCAUGGUGUUCCCUGCUAUGCCACUGGCCUUCUGGGCUUCGUUCGCCAGGUCAAGUUCCUCAAUCCCCCAGAAGCCGGGCCCAUAGUGGUCCAUUGCAGUGCUGGAGCCGGGAGGACUGGCUGCUUCAUUGCCAUUGACACCAUGCUCGACAUGGCUGAGAACGAAGGGGUGGUGGACAUCUUCAACUGUGUGCGUGAGCUCCGAGCACAGAGGGUCAACCUGGUGCAGACUGAGGAGCAGUAUGUGUUUGUGCAUGAUGCCAUCCUAGAAGCAUGCCUCUGCGGCAACACCGCCAUCCCUGUGUGUGAGUUCCGCUCUCUCUACUACAACAUCAGCAGGCUGGACCCCCAGACUAACUCCAGCCAAAUCAAAGAUGAGUUUCAGACACUCAACAUCGUGACACCUCGAGUGAGGCCUGAGGACUGUAGCAUUGGGCUCUUACCCCGGAACCAUGAUAAGAAUCGGAGCAUGGAUGUCCUGCCUCUCGACCGCUGCCUACCUUUCCUCAUCUCAGUAGAUGGAGAAUCCAGCAAUUAUAUCAACGCAGCAUUGAUGGAUAGCCACAAGCAGCCUGCCGCCUUUGUGGUCACCCAGCACCCUCUACCCAACACUGUGGCAGACUUCUGGAGGCUGGUGUUUGAUUAUAAUUGCUCCUCUGUGGUGAUGCUGAAUGAGAUGGACUCUGCUCAGCUCUGUAUGCAGUACUGGCCUGAGAAGACUUCUGGGUGUUAUGGUCCCAUCCAGGUGGAGUUUGUCUCUGCAGACAUUGAUGAGGACAUCAUCCACAGAAUUUUCCGUAUCUGUAACAUGGCUCGGCCACAGGAUGGUUAUCGUAUUGUCCAGCACCUCCAGUACAUUGGCUGGCCUGCAUACCGGGACACACCCCCUUCCAAGCGCUCUCUGCUCAAAGUGGUCCGACGGCUGGAGAAGUGGCAGGAGCAGUAUGAUGGGAGAGAGGGACGCACCGUGGUCCACUGCCUAAAUGGAGGAGGCCGCAGUGGAACCUUCUGUGCUAUCUGCAGUGUGUGUGAGAUGAUCCAGCAACAGAACAUCAUAGACGUAUUCCACAUUGUGAAAACACUACGCAACAACAAAUCCAACAUGGUGGAGACACUGGAACAGUAUAAAUUUGUAUAUGAGGUGGCACUGGAAUAUUUAAGCUCCUUUUAGCCCAAUUGGAUGGAGAACCUGCCAGAGUCCAGAGGCUGAUGGAGCCGACCCUCUUUUUCUGUGACUGACAAUGACUGGUCUCAAGAGGUGGCACACCUGCCCAGCUCCAAGAAGAAGACUGGUGGUCUCAUGUUCGGCAGUAGGCUCUGCAGCUUCUGGCAGGUCUUCUGUAGCUGUGGGAGAUGCUGCUCUGAUGGGGCCCGAGCUUCCCUGCCACACCUGACAACAUUGGGCCCACAGAAGUUUAUCCACAAGCAAGGCCCUGGACUUCCGAUCCCCAGACCUCUUGCUUUUGUUCUUCCUGAGUUUGUUAAUCUCAUGGCAAGCUGACUGUGCAGGCCCUGGGGUGUGGGGAACUAGCCAGCCCUUCCCUUGCUGUCCUUAGGAGUGCUGGGGUUUCAUCACGCUAUCUUUCAAAAGAUUAUAGUUUGGAGGAUCACUGGGUUAUUGGUUUCUAUAAUCUCCUACAGGGGCCUCUGGCAUGAGACACCUGCCAGUUUGGAUCAGUGUAACUUCUGGAUAUCCCCUAGACAACAGCAGGGGUCCUCUUCAUCUCAUACCUAACUUGUGCUGGGCUUGACUCAUAACUCCCAUAUCCAGCCAGGACUUGACCUUCUGUAUUAUCCUGACCAACCAGCUGUAUCCACAUCACACUUUGGCAAAGGUUUCCUUUGCUUUUCCAUAGUCUCUAGGGGAGGAAGAUUCAUAGGAAAUGUUGCAGUAUCUUUUUAUUCUUUGUAGAAAGGGCCGCCCUCCUGGGCAGGGCUCUGGCUGGUCUGUAUAGUGUAAUCCUGUGCUUCCUAGGUGGCACUUUCUAUGGGAAAGACAAACAAGAAAAGCUUUGUGUAUUCUCCCAAGUACAUAUGAAAAGAAACUCUUAUGAGAAUAUAAAAAUCCCAUAUUCUCUUAUGUCAAGAAAAAAAAAAAGAAAGAAAAGAAAAAGGUAGGAUGGCCGUUUGAAUGUGUGGCUGUAAGAUAAAUUUCUUGGGCUUAUGAUAUUUCCUGGCCAUACCCUUGAAAAGUCCCACUGAUAGCACAGCCAUUGAACAAGUAAAGUUACAUCCCUGGGAUUGGUCCCUGGUUUGGGGGAAAAAUACAGCAACAGCUUCAUAAUUUGUCUCUCCAAAUCUGUACUCUUUCCUAAAGAAAUCCAGCUACCAUUUUGAAAAUGGCUACUGUGGCCCCAAGUUUGCGUCUAAUACAAUAAGUGGGUUUAGGCCUGUGGCUCUGAGUCUUGCCCAAAGAAUGAAUAAAUCAAGAAAAGGGAGAAGACAUUUGGGAAGCAUUUUCUGCAAGCCAAGUGCCAUGCUUAUCACCUCCUGUAUGACAUCUCAUGUAGUCUGUAGCACUCCGAGAAAGGGUUUGUAUCAACUCCAUUUUGUAAUUGAAGAAACCCGUGCACCUUCUUCAGUGAGGGGAUUCUGGAUUCAAAAAGGCAGGUAAUGGCAAGGAAACCUCCCUGCCAUUUUCCUCAUGCUUUCUCAGCCAGGCAAUUAUUUUAUGGAAGAAAAAAUAAGGCUAGAAACUUCUGAGCAGAGAGAGAAUUCCAUGAGUAGAAAAUUUAAUCUUUCUGUCUGAUACUGGUUCUUCUUGGUAGCCCAAACUUUCAGAAAUAUUUUAUUAACUCAUUCCCAGUUCCCCAGGAAAGCUAGUCUUAUCUAAUUUCUUCAUUGCUAAAAACAAUUCUCAUGUUGCCUCAGGCUACAAGGGAGCCAGCCUGGGAAUCUCUCUAGCCAGGGCUGAGCCACACUAUUUGACAGCCUUAAUAGCCAGGGGUCUAGGAGGCUCUAUCUUGCAGACUGAUCUAGCUGCAAAGUAUGAGGAACACAGAAUCCAAUAAGGUACACAUCUUGCCUUCAGGCCCCCGGUAUACUAGGAAAGCUGAGCCACAUUGUAAUAGUGGAACAUACAAGCAUCCAAUGAGCCUAGACAUGAGAGUAACUCACUCUGCCUAGAGCUUCCUAGGCAACAUCCAUUCCAGCUGGGUCUCAACAGAUAGAAAAGAAAAAAAGGAAAUUCAAGCCAGGGGGGUUAAUGUGCACAAUGGUAAAGAGAAGUGAGAAGGUAUCAAGAGGGACAGAUGGUGGGAGGUCAGCUGAGCUAGAAUGGAGCAGGACAGGGAUAAUAGCAGGAAGGUAGCCAGAGCCAGGGAGGAAAUAUAAAGGGCACGAUCAUUACCCUGCAGGCAACAAGAAGCUGGCAGAGCUCAACAGUGAUGCACUCAAUUUUAGAGAAGGCUCCUUCUGGACCAGUAGUACAGCAUCCUUUUCUUUCAUCAAACACUGUGAAAACAUCCCCCUCAGCACAUGUGUUUAAUAUGUUACGUGUGUGUGUGUGUGUGUGUGUGUGUGUGUGUGUGUGUGUGUGUGUGUGUUCAUUAUUUUGUUGCUGGAACAAAUAAGGAGUGGAUCAUAAAACUCCACUCUUGUGUAAAACCCUGUGUCUCUGCUCUACCAUGGAGCAGGGUCAACAACCCUGGCCUCUAAGCCUAUGAGGACAGGACAUGAAAGGACACCAGGGAACCAGCUUCUGUUGGCAUGAUCCCAGGAUCUGUCUAGAAGUCCAAGAAUACCAUACUUGAUCAAGGAAGGCCGUCACUUUGGAGGUUCAAAAGAAAACAUCUCAAAGCAAAGGCAAGGAAAGGAGUCCCCUGAUUUAUUCUUCUCCUUUAAUGGGCCUCUUACCAAGUAGAUUUGAGUAUAUCCCCAGGCCCCAGCCCCCACUGGUCCUUCUCACUUCCUAUGGCUUUUGUCUCCUAUCCCAAAUGGACUUCCCUCUAGCCUACAGGAGUCCGUAGCAUAGCCAAACGGCAUGUUGCGUGCUAUUUCCUCAGAUUUUGGCCAAUUCCAACGGGGAGAAGGUAGAGGGAGGAUUAUUUAAUACAAAUCCAAGGAUUCAUUCUGCUGAGGAAGGGGUGAAAGAGCUGACACAUAAAGAUGACAGUGGUCUCAAUCAUUUCAAAUGAUGGGAAUUUGAAGAGUAACUUCAGGGGAAGGAAAUGUGUGAAAAUUCAGGCUGUGCUGAGGGAACUCACCAAGGGUUAACCCAUCCCCUUAUUUUCUCACAACACAACCACCCUCAAAGGGUGGUUGUUUUAGACCAGUGUACACAAAAAGAAAAUGAGGCGCAUGGAUAGAAAUGACAUUCUCCAGAUCCAUGUGGAAAACAUGCAGAGGGCUUAGAUGAAAUGGAAUGGUACUAAGGAAUUUAUAGGAGAUUUUCCCCCAGGAAGUCUCCCAAGAAAAUCCACCUUCCAAGAGUCUUUUCUCAUCCAACUCCAUUUAUAGGGUGGGCUCAGCUUUACAUGAGCAAAGGAAAGGUGCCAAAGAGAAUCCUCACGUAGCUAAGGUCUUCCUAUUGGUCUCUACUGGAAUCUAAAUGGAAAAAAUGUAAAGUAUAAAUGAGAUACUCUGAACUGCCCCCACUUGGGUGUGUUUAUGGCCUACAUGGCUUUAGGUUGGAUCAUAGCUGCAUCUCAACAUGAAGUUUUUUUUUUUUUUUUUUUUACCUCUACUGAUAGGAUUAUUAUGGAUGAGGUAGGAGGAACCUGUCAGCCUCUAGACAGCCACAGGAGGCCCCCUUUUAUAGGAAUAAGAGGCCACUUGCUUCAGGUGUUAACCCUCACUGUGGGCCUGAACAAUCAAUGACCAAUCAGAUGUCACCUACUUGUGGAACCAGCAGACUGCUGUGGACUCUAAAACAUGAGGUGACUCUUCCAACAUUCCUGAAGUAUCUGUGACUGUGGCCAUUACUACUUUACUGAUGAGAAAACAAAUCUAGAAAGGGAACUCACUUGCCCAUAUAAGCAAACUUGACCUGGUUUACUGAACACAGAGACAAUAUUCUUCCACCAUAGUAUCUGGGAUUUUUCCACAUGAUUACUCUUAGCAAGAGAGACAAGAGUGAAACUAAUGACUCAGAAGAUACUGGUAAAGCCCAGUGAAGACAAUGGUCAGCUUCAAAUCCCUUUAGCGCCUCAUGUUUUACAUUCAUGAUAUAUUUGAAAUCUAUUUGCUAGUUUAGUCUCAGUAGUUUAUGACUACAUAAAUAUAUAUUUAUCUGCUUUUAUCUCAUGCAUCUCUCUGAUGGACCUUAAGGAAUGAUAUCUCGUCCAAGGCAAGGCACCUGGCCAUGCUUUUUCCUCCUGAGGUCAAUUCUAAACUUAAGUUCACACCAACUUAUACUCCCCCAGGCACAUUCCCUGCUGUGGGGGUAUCCUGAGUACACCUGAGAUUCAGCUAAGAUCUCUUCUUCUUACAGAGGGCUCUGCAAGGUACCCACUGACCGACUAGAAUAAUGAGGACUUACCUGCCUGGCAUGAGGAAGGUUGAGCUCAUAAAACCCUAAAUACAAAGGAGAAGCCAGAUGCAGCCUUACUCAGGUCCUUGAAUGCUGAGGAGUGUCUAAUGUCUUAGUAGAGUCUUAUGUCUUCUGAUGUCGGCAAAUCUUAGGACACAUGUUACAUGAACAUAUGGAAUCUUAAACACCCUUCACUUUAAUUAGCUCCAUACAAUCCUUGGGUUCCUAUAGCAUUCAGCACUCUAGACAGGUACCACUAGGAGGUACAGCUCACUAUGGUACACCAUGGUAAAUAGAAUAAGAGCUUGAUGUUUGUUUUGAACUUCAACUUUACGAUAUUUCAGACUAUAAAAUAUCAGGCUAAACAGUACAUGGGAAAGGGAACAUGAGCAAAAAUCCUUGGCCAGGUUAUAAGGGGUUAAUCUGGAAGGCUAGGGCAGGAAAACAGGAAGGCAAAUUGAAACUCAAUGUCUCCUCAGAAGCCUGGAUGCUUAGAGGAUGUGUAGCUGAGUGUUAACCUAAAUGACAUGAGGCUAGAAUAAAGAAAGCCACCCUUCAUUAGCCUGGAGCUGGCCACCCCUGCUAACCAAACAGGUCCAGCACCAAGCCAAAACAAAUUCCAUACUGCAGAUAUGUCUAGAUCCAAGGCUAAACAUGAAUGGGAUGCUGAUCCUAUGCCAUAAGAUCAACAGAGUAUACUGAGCCAAGAUCCCUAAGAAUGAGUCACCAACCCAAAACAAUAGGCAAGCUAAAAGUUAAAAUGGAGAUAGAAAUGCCAUCUCAAAGCCCUGGCUUGCCUAUCCCAUUGACCAAUCAAUGUGAGGCCCUCCUUAGCCUCUUACCAGCUCCAACUCCUAGUCAAGUAUAGCAGAAAAAUGGAAAAAGUAAAUUCAAUCAUAGACCAACUGAGAUUCAGCCUUGUUUGUAUAGGUGCCCUGUGUGAGGUCAUCUCUAGAUACAUAUCAAAAUAUCAAAAAUUAUAAAACUCAGAGCCUUUACUUUACCUAACAUGGUAUCACCUUUGAAAUCUUAUCCUUUCUGAAUGAGAGAGAGACAGAGAGAGUGAGAGAGUAUGUGUGUGUGUGUGUGUGUGUGUGUGUGUGUGUGUGUGUGUGUGUGUGUGUGUGUGUGUCAGUGGACAGUUGGGGAGAGAGAUAAUAGUUUAAACUUGAGUUUUCUCUAGCACAUAUUUCCAGGUCAUGGAGCUGAUCCUCAGAACACAGCACAAAUGUCUCUGUCAUAUCAAUGUACGAAAAUAAGCUCUUUCAGUUUCUUGGUAAGCGUGGAUAGACUCUUGCAUGACAGUGGCUAUAUAAUUGUAUUGUAGAGACCAAGACCAUCUCUUGCAUAUCUCCUGUCAACUUCACAUUCACCCCUAAAAUCCACCCAUGAAUAUUAGGUGUCCAACAGGCGGAGUCAGUAUUCACAUUGAUAGCCCCCCAAACCAAACCUGGCACUACUUUACUUGGCAUGGAUCCACCUAAGAACUUAGUGGUAGUCCACUGUAGCUGGUACAGAGGAUAGGCAAAGAUCAGGAUGGAAGACAUCUACUAGAAAAGACUUUGGGAGAUGGUUAACCAUGAGGCUUCCUUCUGGAUCUGAGAGCCACUCUAGUAUUCGUUGGAAUGUUCAGAGAAUGAAGCCUAGGGGCCUUGGAAUAUUGGACAGCAAAAUAAUGGUAUGAGAUCCGGGCAUUCGGGUAAUGUAGAUCAUGAUUCUUCAGUGAGAAUAAUUUCUAGGGGCUUUGUGAGCAGAUUUGUGUUAGUCUAGAAAAAUGUCAACCUCCUGAAGGAACAGGCAGGAUACUAGUAUCCAUAAUCUUCAUAAGACUGCAGAUGCUUGGAGUCCAGCAGAGUUUGCUACCUUGCUUAUUCCUAUGAGGGGUGCUAAGGUGAGUGAGGAAACAGUACCUGUGAGAAAGAACUUCAUGACUUCCAGAGAGCAUGGCUGCCCAUCUCAGCAGCUUCCUAGCAGAAGCUGGUCUUCUCCAUCUGCUAGGAGAAGGUCUUCAUCUGAAGUGAAGCAGCAGAUUGCUGUGAUAGACUUCAGGUCACUUUCAAUCCUUGCAGAGUGAGAGUCAUGUUUGAACUGGUCCCUGUAAACUGCAAGCUAAGCAGGUCAUGCUUGGUUUGUGAGGAGGAAGCACCCCUGCUUUUCCAAUCAAGUCUUCUGCUUAUAGCAAUCAAAAGACAGCUCUAACUGCAUAUCUCACCAGUCACAGGGCUCCUUGGCCAUACACUUGAUGCUUACUUCCAUCUCUAAGUAGGGCAGCCAUCACCUAGACUCAUUGGCUGUCAAAGCCCUCAAUGAUAGCCAGAACCAAUAAAGAUCUCGGCAGGAGUCAUAACAGUAUAUCACUUCUUGCACACUAACUCCAAAGGUUAAUUCAGCCCUCACUCCCUACUCAAGGCCUGUAGGAAAAGAUUUCAAAAGCACAGUGAUUCUGUUGGCACCCAAUCAUAGUCAUUCCCAGUGCAUAUAGUUUAUUGCCAACUGGAUCUUGGGAUAGCCCAGGUUAACUCAUGUUUAUAAUCAGGCUCAAAGCCACAUUUUAUCUUCUCUCUUCACUCUGUAUCUCAGUAGCCAAUCAAAGGUACAGUCAUAGCUUCUACGGUUGCUUUGGCUACUGGAUACCAGUACAGCUCUCAAUGGGCUAUCAUAAGGUUCCCAGUCUACACUAGGGAGGCUGAAAUUUUCAUAGCCAUAUGGCAUAUGAUAUCAAAUGACACCAAAGCCUCCACACUGUUUGAAGCCUCCACAUAUCCCAAUGGCCUGCGCUUGUACAGUUUGGGUGUUUGAUAGAUAAAGCACUUAUGAGAAGAGAAAACAAAAUAAAUCAACUUCAAAAAAAAUAAAGCCAGCACUGUGCUGUCGAUGUUCUUUUGUUUUUUUGUUGUUUUUCCUUUUUCUUUCCAGUUCUAGCUUAAAAAAAAAAAAACAGAAGGUAAAUAAUGUCAGGUCAAUGAAUAUCAGAUAUAUUUUUUGACUGUACAUUAAAGUGAUGUGUAAUCUUUUUACACCUGCAAGUCCAUCUUAUUUAUUCUUGUAAAUGUUCCCUGACAAUGUUUGUAAUAUGGCUGUGUUAAAAAAAUCUAUACAAUAAAGCUGUGACCCUGAGA